This is a messenger RNA of Saimiri boliviensis boliviensis (Bolivian squirrel monkey), 1080 nucleotides long. The record is from RefSeq and is a predicted model, not a curated record. NCBI's taxonomy places the organism in Eukaryota, Metazoa, Chordata, Mammalia, Primates, Cebidae.
GGGAAUUAGACCCAGGGUGGGCCUGAGGAGGAAACACAUGUGCAGGCGUGAGUGCCACCGUGGCAUGGCCUUACUGACCAGCCCGGGCACCAGGCCCCCUCGGGAGCCAGCUUUGCUGUUCCGAGUGGAAGGGAGGUCAGGUUUCCCUGAGAAACCCCAAAAUAGCCCCCAACUGUGCCUGGCCUCCGGCGGGCAGCCCAGCCCCCAGGCCACGUCUCAGUUGCCGCCUCCCCCCAACAGCCCCAGCCCAGGGCCUGCUGUAUCCUGGGGGAAUGGUGGUCCCCCAGCCCCUCCUGUAUAGGGAGGCCAAGGGGUGCCUGAUGUUCGUUCAGCCUGUCCUUAGAGUUUGUGACGUGCUGGCCCGUCCUGUGCUCCCACCAGGAUGGUAGGAGGGUGGUCGGCUCUGAGCCACUGGGCACCAUCUGGCCAGGUGGGCCUUCAGCAAGAAAUCUCACUGCAGCUGUGGGGCCACCACCCUGCAGGGUCCGGUCACACAGCCACCGCCAUGGCGGAGCGCCUGUCGGCUGAGCAGAUCAAGGAGUACAAGGGCGUCUUUGAGAUGUUUGACGAGGAGGGCAACGGGCAGGUGAAGACCGGGGAGCUGGAGCGGCUCAUGAGCCUGCUGGGCAUCAACCCCACCAAGAGCGAGCUGGCCUCCAUGGCCAAGGACGUGGACAAAGACAACAAAGGGUUCUUCAACUGUGAUGGCUUCCUGGCACUAAUGGGAGUUUACCACGAGAAGGCCCAGAACCAGGAGAGUGAGCUGAGGGCGGCGUUCCGCGUCUUUGACAAGGAGGGCAAGGGAUACAUCGACUGGAACACACUCAAGUAUGUGCUCAUGAACGCAGGGGAGCCCCUCAACGAGGUGGAGGCGGAGCAGAUGAUGAAGGAGGCCGACAAGGAUGGGGACGGGACCAUUGACUACGAGGAGUUCGUGGCCAUGAUGACCGGAGAGUCCUUCAAGCUGGUCCAGUAGGUGCAGCUGCUGCAGCCGUGGGAGGCCUGCCCGGGAAGGCCACCGCCCCUGCCGCCUGUCCACCGGCUCCCCCAGCUCUGUGUAAAAUAAAUGUUCCAGCCCGA